AUGAAUGUUACAGUUGGAUCAGAUAGUGGUGUUGUUAAAGAUAAGAAACCAGUUGGUAUCUAUGGUCAAAUACAAAGCUCAUUGGAAAAGGAAUUGUUGACUAUGAGCUAUGGUUGGGAUAGCAAUGAGUCAGAGUUGUUACAGGGUUACAAAGAUGGUACCGUCAAGAUGUGGAGUAUAAACGAAGGUGUAGGACAAACACUCGGUGAGAUUCAGCUGGGAGCUACUCAAGCGGUGCGUGCCAUCCGCACGCUCGCCGAUAGAAGAUUGUUGGUCGGUUGUGAGAACGGUUCGAUCUCGUUGCAAAAGGUUACAGAGGAGGGCGACGCCAAGCAGCUCGAACAAAUGAGCUUCUCGAAAUCGUUGUAUCAGCUGAAGGUCGACCAGAACGACGCCAACAGAAUAGCGAUCGGUGGAAAGAAUUCAGAGAUCUCUGUUUUCGACAUUGAGAAGAAGCAGCAGGUUUGGCGUGCCAAGAAUGCGCCGAACGACAUGCUCGGUAUUGCUCCGCUCAUCUGGAUCACCGAUAUCGAGCUGGUCGGAUCCGACAAGAUCGUAACCGGUACUGGUCACGCAGAGAUGAGAGUCUACGAUUGUCGUAAGAAUCGUUCGCCACCCGCCAUCAACAUUAAACUAGCGAAACAUCCAAUUCUCUCAAUUAAAUAUAGUAAUCAAUUUGAAAAUAUGAUUAUCAUUGCAGAUUCAGUUGGUAAUGUUAAUUCUUAUGAUAUUAGAAAUGGUAAAUCUAUAGGAUCGUACAAAGGAAAUACAGGUAGUGUUAGAUGUAUCGAUGUUCAUCCAACUCUUCCGUUGUUGGCGACUGUUGGUUUGGAUCGUCAUUUGAGAGUGUUUGAUAUCGAUAGCAGAAAAUGUGUGCAAACCGUUUAUUUGAAGCAAAAGAUGUCGUCUGUUUUGUUCUCUGCUGAGGAACCACCAGAACCAGAAGAGGAAGAAGAGACAACCAAUGGAUAUGCUCAGCAGUUUGACGAUGAAGAAGAAGAAGAGGAAUACAAUGAUGACGGUGGUAUAGAUGACGAAGAGAACGAGCAAAUUUGGAAUCAAAUUGAAGCAAACGCUGCAGUUGCCGUUACAAAAGCAAAUAAGAAAAUAGCAAAUAAGAAACAACAACAACAGGUUGAAGAGGAAGAUGAUGAGGAAGAUGAUGAAGAUUUCGAUGAAGAUGCAGAGUUUGAUGAUGAUGAUGAAGGAGAUAGUGAUGAUUUUGGUGAAGAUGAUAGUGGAGAUGAUGAUGAUAGUGAAGAUGAUGAUGAAGAAAGUGAAGAAGAAGAACCAGUUAAAUCAAAGAAAAGACCAAUGGUUUUAUUAACACCACCAAACAAACCAAAUAGUUUAAAACAAAUCAAAACCAUCAGCUGA
This is a messenger RNA of Heterostelium album PN500, 1377 nucleotides long. RefSeq names its product WD40 repeat-containing protein. Gene Ontology annotation, cellular component: preribosome, large subunit precursor; nucleolus. The record is from RefSeq and is a predicted model, not a curated record. NCBI's taxonomy places the organism in Eukaryota, Evosea, Eumycetozoa, Acytosteliales, Acytosteliaceae. The coding region runs from base 1 to 1377 and encodes 458 amino acids. Gene Ontology annotation, biological process: ribosomal large subunit biogenesis. Gene Ontology annotation, molecular function: protein binding. The transcript is spliced from 3 exons.